CAUCACACACCGAUCCGAGUCAUCUAACCCAGUUCCCCUUACUCAUCCGGUUACCAAUAAAACCCAUUUUACGCCGUUGGAUCCCCCACCCCCUUGGGACUCCCUGUACUUCAAUUUCUGAUCGUUAUUUCUGAAGCUCGAUUGCUACAUUUCGUGUCACAUGGCACCCAUGAAAGGCAUUCUUUCUCUGCAACGGGCUGCUUUGUUGAGGCGUCAAAAUGUUAAUUGGGGGCUAGGUACUAGAUUAUUUAGCACUCAAUCUGCAACAACCGCUAAUACCGCACAACCACCACCACCUCCCCCUCCUCCUGAGAAAACUCACUUCGGUGGUUUGAAAGACGAAGACCGCAUCUUUACCAACCUUUACGGUAUUCAUGACCCGUUUCUCAAGGGUGCCAUGAAACGUGGUGAUUGGCACAGAACUAAAGAUCUAGUGAUCAAGGGUUCUGAUUGGAUAGUAAAUGAAAUGAAAAAAUCUGGUCUACGGGGACGUGGUGGUGCUGGAUUUCCAUCUGGUCUCAAAUGGUCAUUUAUGCCUAAGGUAUCCGAUGGUCGUCCAUCCUAUCUUGUUGUUAAUGCUGAUGAAAGUGAACCCGGAACAUGUAAGGAUCGUGAAAUCAUGCGAAAUGAUCCGCAUAAACUUCUAGAAGGAUGCUUGAUUGCUGGAGUUGGUAUGAGGGCAACUGCUGCUUAUAUUUAUAUUAGAGGUGAAUAUGUGAAUGAACGUCUUAACCUCGAAAAGGCCAGAAAAGAAGCGUAUGCAGCAGGGUUACUUGGGAAAAACGCUUGUGGUUCGGGUUAUGAUUUUGAUGUGCAUAUCCACUUUGGUGCUGGUGCGUACAUUUGCGGUGAAGAAACCGCACUUUUGGAGAGCCUUGAAGGUAAACAAGGAAAGCCGAGAUUGAAGCCCCCGUUCCCUGCUAACGCAGGUCUAUACGGAUGUCCCACAACUGUUACAAAUGUAGAAACAGUUGCUGUAUCACCUACCAUUUUAAGACGUGGGCCCGAGUGGUUUUCUAGUUUCGGGAGAAAGAACAAUUCUGGGACGAAGCUCUUUUGCAUAUCUGGUCAUGUGAACAAACCGUGCACAGUCGAAGAGGAGAUGAGUAUACCAUUGAAGGAGCUGCUAGAGCGUCAUUGUGGCGGUGUUAGGGGCGGAUGGGACAAUUUACUGGCGGUAAUUCCUGGUGGUUCGUCUGUACCAUUGCUUACUAAAGACAUAUGUGAGGAUGUAUUGAUGGAUUUUGAUGCACUGAAAGCUGUGCAGUCUGGAUUAGGGACUGCAGCUGUUAUUGUGAUGGAUAAAUCUACUGAUAUUGUGGAUGCCAUUGCAAGGCUUUCGUACUUUUAUAAGCAUGAGAGUUGUGGUCAGUGUACACCUUGCAGGGAGGGUACUGGAUGGCUUUGGAUGAUUAUGGAAAGGAUGAAAGUUGGGAAUGCUAAGCUGGAGGAAAUUGAUAUGCUUCAAGAGGUGACUAAGCAGAUUGAAGGUCACACGAUUUGUGCAUUGGGAGAUGCUGCUGCUUGGCCCGUUCAAGGUCUUAUCAGGCACUUUAGGCCCGAACUCGAGAGGAGGAUCAGGGAGCGUGCUGAUAGAGAGUUGCUUCAGGCAGCUGCUUGAUUCAGGCGGAGCCCUGCAAUCUGUGGAAUAAACAUGCAGAAGUAAUCCUGGAGGAAAUUGAUGAACCUUUUACGAGCAUGGUUUAAAUUUAAGAUUUGUAUUGAAGUAUUAUAUAAUGUGACUGAAAGUAGCAUCCUCUUUUUGUAACUGGGGAAACUUUUGUUGUUUCAGUGUGGUUUAAGGAUACGAAGACGUCCUAUGUUUAUUAUUGAACAUACUUCAUUUAGACAUGUUAAUAAGCCGAAUGCAUUGUUGUAAUGGUACAUUCUCAAGCUUUUGAAACCUCAAA
Messenger RNA from Helianthus annuus (common sunflower), 1910 nucleotides. Its product is annotated as NADH dehydrogenase [ubiquinone] flavoprotein 1, mitochondrial. The record is from RefSeq and is a predicted model, not a curated record. Gene Ontology annotation, biological process: mitochondrial electron transport, NADH to ubiquinone. Gene Ontology annotation, molecular function: FMN binding; NADH dehydrogenase (ubiquinone) activity; NAD binding. The coding region runs from base 161 to 1621 and encodes 486 amino acids. The transcript has 3 exons. NCBI's taxonomy places the organism in Eukaryota, Viridiplantae, Streptophyta, Magnoliopsida, Asterales, Asteraceae.